CUCUGGAGCCGCGCCCGGAGGACGUGGAGAACCUCAACAGCGUCAGCGCCCGCGUCAGGAGGACACAGCACGGGCUCCUCCUGCAGCGCUUCCUGGAGGUGACGGCGCGGCUCCACGCGGCUCAGAGCCAUUACAGACAGCGCUGCCUGCAGAGAGUGAGGAGGCAUCUGCACAUCACCGGGAACUCAGCGGUGACCGAUGAGGAAUUGGAGGAGAUGCUGGAAAAUGGGCAGAGUGAGGUCUUCGUCUCCAACGUGUUGGGGGCGGCGCGGGCGACGCGGGCGGCGUUGGACGAAGUGACGUCACGGCACCGGGAGCUGCAGCGCCUCGAGAGGGCCAUGAGGGAACUGCAGGAGCUGUUCGCCGCGCUCGGAGCCGCCGUGGAGGGACAGGGCGAGGCGGUGAACCGCAUAGAGCUGCAGGUGCUGCAGUCCGGGACGGCGGUGCUCAAAGGGCAGCAGCAGCUCUGCUCCGCGCGCACACAGCGCCGCCGCGCCACCACGGUGAGCCCCGCGCACUGCCGCACACCGCCACCGGGGGGACGCACCGACACACUGCGACCCACAGCGACACAUUGCGACCCAUAGCGACCCAUAGCGACCCCAUGGAGACACAUAGGGAUGCCAUGGAGACACAUAGGGAUGCCAUGGAGACACAUAGGGACACAUAG
This is a messenger RNA of Gallus gallus (chicken), 670 nucleotides long. Its product is annotated as syntaxin-4-like. The record is from RefSeq and is a predicted model, not a curated record. Gene Ontology annotation, cellular component: SNARE complex; plasma membrane; endomembrane system. Gene Ontology annotation, biological process: intracellular protein transport; exocytosis; vesicle fusion. The annotation marks the transcript as partial. NCBI's taxonomy places the organism in Eukaryota, Metazoa, Chordata, Aves, Galliformes, Phasianidae. Gene Ontology annotation, molecular function: SNAP receptor activity; SNARE binding. The transcript has 5 exons.